Molecule: messenger RNA, 4438 nt
Organism: Exaiptasia diaphana
Lineage: Eukaryota; Metazoa; Cnidaria; Anthozoa; Actiniaria; Aiptasiidae
Exons: 9
Coding region: 218-3949 (1243 amino acids)
Molecular function (GO): protein binding
Source: RefSeq, a predicted model, not a curated record
UGAUGGGAAGGCGGGAGAAAAAGUAAACUGGCAGAAAACCAAAAUUUUCCUGCACAAAGUGUAAGUUUCCUGCAAGCGACCUCAAAUCAACAGUUUCAAGCGUUUUUUCGACUUCUGUAUACUUGUGUAGUCUAUUGGAGACUAAACAUAAAGUUUAGAGAUGAAACAGACCGAAUACGAUGGAUUUCUAUAUUAUUUUUGAAUUCUGGCAUUCAAGAUGGCGGAUUCACCUUCGGACGACGUCGUGAAUUUGGAUAUAUCUUUCCACGAGCUCAACUUAGAGGACGACGCUACUAAACCUGACGAACAGCCGAAUUCGAGUAGAAGAUCUCUCUUUCAAAAGCACGACCUUACACCGAAUUCCAAACAGCGUGGGUUGCCUCAAUCUAAAGUGAGGCGAACUACCCAAGGAGACACACUACAGCAAUUGUUGGAUAAUGUCUGUAAAGAAGAGGAAGGCAGUACAGUGAGUCAAGGAGAGUUAUUGGAAGUUCUGGGAAUAGAUGAUGACUUGGCGGCUAAAAGUAGAGUUUCUAGAGCUGUUGCUGCGGUAUUUCCAAAUAGUAAGAGAAAGAGAAUGUUAACAACAGACAAUAAGCAAAUUCAAAUAUACACAAAUCUGAAAUUUAAACAUGAAAUCCAACUUGAAAUGGCCUUUGGCGACACAGUCCCUGAUAGAAACAAGCAUGAAAUAAAGGAGUUGGAGGCAACCAUGUCACGAUUGUGGGAAGAAAUUCAACAAGCACUUGAUGAAAAGAACCAGAGGCUUGUCGAGACUCUACUUCUCCAGUAUAGAAAAAUGAACAUCGCAAGAGAAAACCAUCUGACAGCCCUUAUUAAUAUUUAUGAGAAGGAGAUAUCAAGGUUGAAGAACUCUACUGAGGCUGUAUCGAACUCUCAAAAAAUUGCUUUGGGCAAUGAGAUGGAAAAGAUAAAAAAAAAAGUUAAUUUGGGUUAUCGAACUGGCAGUAUGAAAGAAAAUGUGGAUGUGCCUACCAAUAUUUUUGCUGAGCUGGCAGCAUCAAUAAGUGAGGAAUGCCCAAUUAUCAAUGAGAUUCUGGAAACUUUAAUUGGUUCUAAACAGAAAUCAACAAAUAAGGCAAAAAACCGUGAUUAUAAAAUGCGGUGUGUUGGUCAUGCCUUGGCAGGAAUACUUUCGUUGUCGAAUCAAAAGUAUCCAAAUGACAUACAGCUAUUCUUUGGACUUCUCAGCCUGUCAUAUGGAGGUGGAAAGCAGUUUAUAAAUAUGCUAAGCUCCAUUGGACUUAGUCUUCAUUGGGACUCCUUGAUGAAGCAUUUGGAUGAACGAUUGGUCAACUUCCAGCAAAUUAUUGACAAGAAGUUUCACAAGUCAUCACCAGUCAUUCUCUUGAUGGACAACAUCAAUAUCUACAGAGGAAGGAAACGGCACUACAGGCUGUUCAAGACACUUAGUCCCAAAAUGUGGAAUUUCACAGGGAGGGGAGCUAUUCUGCCCAAUCUGGAUGGCUUGGAUCACCUUUUUAAGUAUAGUAUUACUGCAUCUGAACCUCAGAUUGACUUUGAAUAUCUGAAGGCUGAUAAUAUUUUGCUAGAUGACAUGCAGACACACAAACAAGUUUGGGAGAGUGUCAGGGAUGCCUACUUCUUAAUGUUGUUUGAUCGGGCUUUAAAUCUACCUGCCCCACCAAAGCCGCUGCAAGAGAUGGAAGAAGACACUUUACACUCAUGGUUGUCCUCUCUUGAUUUUGAAAGUUUGUACAAUCAGACUAAGCAAACACAUAUUGCCCAGCCACCAAUGUCAUCUGUGCUGUGUUUGAGAGAGAACAUUACACAAACUGAAACACUGGUAUUGCCCAUGUCCCUAGAAAACAACUCCACCCUUCCUGGCACCGCGUCCAUACUAGAGGAAUUUGCAAAAGAGUUCAACUUGCCUUGCGAAUACCAGACAGAAAUGUUGGACUUCAACGAGAAGACACAUACAUUUGACUUGAAAGGAUCAAGAACUCAUUAUGAAUUCCUUAAAAUUAUGCAUAUUCAUAGAGAUGAGAUGGCCACUCUUGAAGAGCACAUCUUAGACACCUCGAAAUACCUGGAAGAUAGUGUUCAAGGAAAUAGUGAUGAAGAGAUAAGUGAUGCCGAAGAAAGCUCAACAACAGCUGGGAGCUCAGCAGCUUAUGUCAAGUCCAAGUACUUUGAAAAGCAAGAUGGCUUGUUCAAAAAGACGUGCAGAAAGCUUGUAGACCUAAUCUGGAAUGCAGUACACUCACCAAAUUCACAGACAGCCCUAGACAACCUGAUAAGUGACUUGUCCACUAAUAGAUGGUGGGAGGAGCACACUGACCACUUUAAUAGAAGYAUUCUCCAUUAUGCUGUAGRAGCAAACAACCCAACCAUGGUUAGAGUGAUUCUUGCUGCGGGUACUAACCCCAAUAUUAAAGAAGGUUGCGGUGUAACACCACUUCAUCUUGCUGUUAUAUCAAAAUGCACAGAAAUGUACAAAAUAUUAAUUGAUGGCUUUGCAUUGGUGAAAGGGCUUUCUUUCUCUUCCCUUCCAAGUCCAUAUGAAAUGGCUCAAGCAAUGCAGUUGACCGACAUAUUGAGUUUAUUCGAAGAGAAAAUCAGUCAUGACCAAAACACAAGUGGCCAGCUGGAAGCUCUACUUGGUGAAGAUAUCUCUGAAUCUACUAAAACCAGUGAAGAUGAUGUAUGCAUAGAUGACGRAAAUGAAGAUGGAGAUUUCGUGUUUGAAAGGUCACAGCCAUGUGGGUUUCCUACUGCGUUGGUUGGUGACCAGGGAACAUGUAAAAACAACAGAAGUGUGAAACAUAAGGACCAGUCAGCAUUUGACUGGGUUGCAGAGAUUCCAGGCGAUCUUCAUGCUAAAGGGCAUCUAUGUGAAGCUGUAUACWAAGCACAGGGAAAGGGUGGGUUUUACCACUUGGUCACCAAAGUUCUUAACAGAAAGAAAUUGACAAGUGAAGCUUUCCGUAAGAAGAAGUUCCAAGAGCAAAACCUGGAGCACAUUAAAGAGGCAGUCCGAGAUGCUUCCGUGUCAUAUGGUAUGGCAGCUGUUUAUGAAUUUAAGAACUCAGAGCAGUUCCCUUCUAAAGAGUCGUUGAAGAAGUGCCAUCAAAAGAAUGGAAAUCACAAUCAAGAGUUGUUGGAMUCCUUYAAGGCCUUUAUGAAAGCACGUUCAGAUGAUGCUAACUUUUGUUAUCACACAGAAAUGUUCUGCCUCUUUGGUCCACUUCUGCAACUAUUUAACGACGCAACARGAUUUGGAGAUGGUUUAGCUCGAGAGACUGUAUGGGURAUCCUUUUGCCYAUAUUUGCCCAACUUCAGUUCCGAAAUUAUUGGACUGAAGCACUCGUCCAUGUGSUCAAUUUUGUGGCAGCCUGGCCACUUGCUUUUCGUGAAAUGAUAAGAAGGAAUUMAACGRUGAAUUUGACUGGUAAAGAUGGUGGUGACAUUGACUUGGAUGAGUUUGUAGAGUCAUUUAUUGUUCRUCCUCUGAAGCAGUAUUCGUCAGGUCACUCUUCAGUAAAGACCUGUCAACGCAUUAUGGCAAAUGUGCAGUUUAUKGGAAAAGUCCGUCGUUUGUAUGCUGACAAGCAGAGCUUUGAUGUUCAUCCCCAAACCAAACACACACAGCAAAGUUCCAUUCCAGACCAAAUGAAGGGGAUGUGGUUUUGUGURCGGCAAGGUUUUUUCCAGCAUGUAAAGGGGAGAGAAGAUGUAUUAUCGUUUGAAGAUUCAAAAACCGUCCCAAAAGCCCUGAUAUCUGUGUAUGAAAAAGGUGUAAACAAAGUUAAAAGCAAGUUCUUUAGGAAAUUACAUGAAUGCUUCCCAGCAGUGAGAAAGCUAUCUUUUAAUAGAAUAGCUGAUGACCUAGAGGCUGAUGGYGAUUUUGAUGGAGAAGAUGAUGAAGAGGGUGGAGAAAUGAUGGAAUUCCUAUUUGGCAAUUAGACUGUUCUAUUAUUAUAAAUAUACAUGUGCUGACUAUUCUACGUUUAUACUAGAGUGCACAACACAUAAGCAUGAAACAACAACAAUAAUAAUAAUAAUAAUAGUAAUAUUAGCAUGUAUUGCCAAAUGAGAUAGGCUGAGUUCUUUUGUCGUCUUUUCCCUUUGGGACACAAAACAAAAGAAGCCAGUUCGGUCAUAUUAUCAACUAAGAAUUCAAAGAAGCAUAAACACAAUGCCAAAUUCCUUUGUAGCAUUGUUCCAAAAUCUUAGUUAGUUGAUAACUAAAUCUUAUUUAGCACUACAUAGCUCAGAAUUGUUUCAUGCUUAUUUGGCAUGUACUCUAAUUACAUUGCUAAGAGUUUUAAAUAAUAUAGAGCACAAACAAUACACCUGUCAAGGAGUUUACAUCUCUUUUACUUAACUGUAUACCCUAGUAUCGACAGAAAAUCAAAAGAUUUAGCAUAAUCUUUUUAUAUGAGCUUUUUGAAU